AUGCUUUUCAAAUCGUUUGAACAGCGCAUUCUCGAACUCACAGUCGUAUCCGAGGCAAACGCAGCGACCAACCAGCAGCUCAGAGAGGAGCUCUGUUCUACCACCAAGCUUUUGGAACAGCAGCAAGUUAGAGAGAGAACUCGGAAGGCCUUUGAAGAUGUAUGGUCUGAAUAUGUACCGUCUGAAUAUGUACCGUCUGAAUAUGUGCCGUCCGAAGAUGACGAGUCCGAAGAUGAGUCCGAAGAUGAAGCGUGCGCUCCCAGAAAGCGUCGUCGACUUGAUCUGGAGCGCAAAAUCAAGCGAGAAAGCUCCUAG
This is a messenger RNA of Trichoderma atroviride IMI 206040, 315 nucleotides long. RefSeq lists its product as uncharacterized. The record is from RefSeq and is a predicted model, not a curated record. NCBI's taxonomy places the organism in Eukaryota, Fungi, Ascomycota, Sordariomycetes, Hypocreales, Hypocreaceae.